AUGUCUGAUACAUUAGCUGAAACGUUUGCCUUCACGCAUUUGGCUUACUUAGUAUUCGAAUCCGUUUUACAAGUUGUUAUAAUUGCAUUUGCUGGUUUCUGGAGUGCACAUACGGGAUUACUUCCGAAGCAAAGCCAGAAAAUAAUAUCCCGUUUGAAUGUCGACCUUUUCACACCAUGCCUUAUUUUUAGUAAACUGGCAAAAUCGCUGUCUGUAGCGAAGAUAGUAGAAAUAGGUAUCAUUCCUUUAUUUUUUGCAUUAAGUACAGGUAUUUCAUUCUUUUCUGGUAAGCUAAUGUCAAAAAUUUUGAGAUUAGAUAAAGAUGAAACUAAUUUUGUCGUUGCAAAUUCUAUAUUUGGUAAUAGUAAUUCUUUACCUGUCUCACUGACUUUAUCUUUAGCAUACACUCUACCAGAUUUAACAUGGGAUCAAAUACCGAAUGAUAGUAGAGAUAACGUUGCCUCUAGAGGCCUUUUAUAUCUAUUGAUCUUUCAACAAAUUGGGCAGAUGCUAAGAUGGAGUUGGGGUUACAACAAAUUAAUGAAAUGGUCUGGAGAAAAUACUCAUCACAUGCCACCAUCUCAAAUUCAAUUGCACCUUGAAUCAAAUCAAAACUCAGCAGAAACUAUUACAGCAGGCUCCUCUGCAUCUUCUAAUGGAUUUGAUUCGUCAAAUGCCGUUACUCCCCCAACUAGUAGCGUACCAUCUAUAUGGGAUAAAACUGUGAUCAGAGUGAAUUCUUCCAUGGAGGUUGUGAAAUCAUAUUUAAACCCUCCAUUAUAUUCUAUGCUAUUAGCUAUAAUCAUUGCAUGUAUACAACCUGUCCAGAAUGAAUUAUUUUAUAAGAACGGAUUCCUAACAAAUACAUUCGCAGAAGCCGUCAUCCAAUUAGGUGCACUUUCUAUUCCUUUAAUUUUAAUUGUGUUGGGUUCAAAUCUAUAUCCAUCAGAUGAAACAUUCCCGAAAACUCGUAACCAUACUAAACUAUUGAUAGGUUCAAUAGUGGGUCGUAUGAUUUUACCUUCCAUGAUUUUGCUACCAGUGAUUACAGUCGCCGUUAAAUAUAUCAAUGUGAGUAUAUUAGAUGACCCAAUCUUUCUAGUUGUUGGAUUCCUUUUGACUGUUUCACCUCCUGCUAUCCAAUUAACACAAAUUACACAAAUAAAUGAGUUUUUUGAAGCAGAAAUGGCUGACAUAUUAUUCUGGGGCUAUGUGGUCUUGAGUUUACCUGUAAGUAUAAUUGUUGUCUCUGGUGCUAUAUAUGUACUACAAUGGGCCAAUAUCAAUCAUAAUCCUGGGGUAUAG
Molecule: messenger RNA, 1305 nt
Organism: Kazachstania africana CBS 2517
Lineage: Eukaryota; Fungi; Ascomycota; Saccharomycetes; Saccharomycetales; Saccharomycetaceae
Exons: 1
Coding region: 1-1305 (434 amino acids)
Biological process (GO): transmembrane transport
Cellular component (GO): membrane; endoplasmic reticulum
Source: RefSeq, a predicted model, not a curated record